AUGGCACCAAGUAAUUCAGAAAAUAAAGAAUCGACGGAUCCAAGAUUUGCUAAAAUCUAUAAUGACCCAAAAUUUAGAAAGACCAAAAACAAAGAUUUAAAGAUUAAGUUGGAUGAUAGAUUUAGUAAAAAAGAUUUGGAAAUCAGACGUAAGUCUAAAGUUGACAAAUAUGGUAGAAAAUUAGCUGAUUCUAAGGGUAAUGAAAAAGAAAUGAAUGAUUUCGAUAAGUAUUUUGAAAAAGAUGAUGAAAAGAAGGAAUCAGAGGAGAUUGCAACCGAAAAAUCUGUCUCUGUUGAAGAAAAAGAGGAUGAAGAAGAAGAACGAAAGGAAACAGAACUUGAGGACGAUACCAAUAUUGAUCGUGCUCGUGGUGAUGUUCCAGCAGAUUACGUUAGUUCGUCAGAUGAAUAUACAUCCUCCGAAUCAGAAGCUUCUGAUGAAGAGGAAUUAGAUAGCGAUGUCGAAUCUGGCGAAGAAGUCACAACUCAGGAACCUGAAUCUGGUGAACCAUCAAAAACAUUGGCCGUGGUGAAUCUAGAUUGGGAUCAUGUUAAAUCGUCCGAUUUAAUGAUUACCUUUUCCAGUUUCUUACCUGAAGGUGGUAGAAUUGAAAAUAUAGCUAUUUAUCCUAGUGAAUUUGGUAAAGAAAGAAUGCAACGUGAAGAUGUAGAAGGUCCACCAAAAGAAUUAUUCCAAAAGAGGAAAAAGAAAACUAGUAAAUCCAAAAAGAUCUCGGAUGAAGCUAAUGAUAGUGAUGUUUCAGAUGUCGACAUUAAGGAUUUAUAUGAAGAAGGUGAUGCAGACAAGGAUGUUGAUACCAAGGCGUUACGUCAGUACCAACUGGAAAGAUUGAGAUACUACUAUGCAGUUGUGUAUUGUAAUAAUAUUGAAACAGCUACUGCUAUUUACCAAAAUUGUGACGGUACAGAAUAUGAAUCUACAGCAAAUAUGUUUGAUUUAAGAUACGUUCCAGACGGAAUGGAUUUUACAGAUGAACCAAGAGAUCAAUGUGAUUCCCUUCCAAAAAAUUAUAAACCACAUCAAUUCAGUACCGAUGCACUACAACAUUCCAAUGUUAAAUUGACAUGGGAUGAAACUCCUGUGGAAAGACAGGAAGUUGCUAAGAGAGCUUUCACCCAAAAGGAAAUUGAUGAUAUGGAUUUUAAAGCAUAUUUAGCUUCAGACAGUGACGGUUCAGAAGAUGAACUCAACGAAGACGCAAAAAACAAAUUGAAAGCUCUUGUGGGAGGAGGAGGAUUUGGAUCUAGGGAGAUAUUUGGUGGUAAAGGAGCUAAGGCUGGAGAAGAUGAAGAUGAGGUCGAUAUGGAAAUUACAUUCAACCCUGCUUUAGAUGAAAAUAGUCCUAAGGAAGACGGUGAGCAUGAAGAAACUACAAUUGAAAAAGUUGCUCGUAAAGAGAAGGAACGUCGUAAGGCAAGAAAACAAAAACUAAAAGAGUUGAAAACUAAAGCUCAACAAGAGAAAAAAGAUAAACUAAAAUUAUCUAAGAAUAAGAAGAACCACACCAAGGAAGAUGAUGCUGAAGCUAAAAAGAACCAAAAAUCUAGAGCUGAACUGGAGUUACUAAUGAUGGACGACGACGAGGAGACAGGGAGUACGAUAAAUAACAAAGCACAUUUCAACAUGAAUGAAAUCUUGAGAUCUGAAAAGGAGAAGGGUAAGAGGGGUAAAUAUCAAAAUAAAGAUAAAAUUGUUGAAGAUGAAUUUAAACCAGAUCUAAAUGAUCCAAGAUUCAAGGAAGUUUUUGAAGAUCACGAUUUUGCCAUUGAUCCUUCCAGACCUGAAUUUAAGGAAACGAAAGCUAUGAAGGAAAUUUUGAAAGAGCGUAGUAAACGUAUACAUAAGAAAGGAUCUAAUAAAAAGAGAAGACUGUCAAUAACAGAAAAUGCUGGAGCCGAAUCAAGUGAUAUAACUAAUAUAGUCAAUAAGUUGAAGACAAAAAGUACCAGUAAAAGCAAAAAGAGCAAGAAAAGUGAAUAUUUAAAAUAA
Molecule: messenger RNA, 2010 nt
Organism: Naumovozyma dairenensis CBS 421
Lineage: Eukaryota; Fungi; Ascomycota; Saccharomycetes; Saccharomycetales; Saccharomycetaceae
Gene: ESF1
Product: pre-rRNA-processing protein ESF1
Exons: 1
Coding region: 1-2010 (669 amino acids)
Biological process (GO): rRNA processing
Cellular component (GO): nucleus
Molecular function (GO): RNA binding
Source: RefSeq, a predicted model, not a curated record